Molecule: messenger RNA, 3699 nt
Organism: Xyrichtys novacula (pearly razorfish)
Lineage: Eukaryota; Metazoa; Chordata; Actinopteri; Labriformes; Labridae
Source: the annotation of a GenBank genome assembly
AUGAUGGACUAUAAAUACGAGGAACAGCGUCCAGCGAGUCUUUCACACUGCGGAGAGACACUGAGGAGCCCCAAACAUCCAACUUUAAACGGUAAAUAUCAACUUUUAUUUAUCCCUUUCUCUUUAAUUUCGACUUGUAUCUCUUGUUAACAGUAUAAAGAAGCUUUAUUUGGCGAAAUUGACCAUCGAUAGUAAGCUGAAUGUAGCGGAUGGUCGUAGAUUGUUUCAGAAAUGUCCUCACACGUUUUUAACCAAAGUUGUUUCAAAUCUUAAGUUUGCUCUUAAAUUUAGACUUAGUUUUGUAUUUACUCCUGUUAUAUGUCACUGCUUAUGUGAAGUAUAAGAUUAUGAUUACAUGUAGUGACUUUGAUAAGAGUUGCUCUAAAGUAAUCUUUUUAUAUUUAAUGUUUUAUCAUAUUGGUUUUAAGAUGUUUUAAGUCAUUUUUCUAUUUAAUCGGGUUUUAAAGAAAACUAUCAGUGUUUCAGAACACGUGGUGAAGGUUUAAACUCAAUUUAACUCUAACUUUAUUUUAACAUCAGUUAUUCUGAGUAUUAAACAGAUUAUGAAUUUUGAUAAUGUGCUUUUGGGUAAAGUUUACCACCUCAGUUUUUGGACAUAUCCAGUGUUGUUCCAGAUCCAUUCACCCCUUCAUUUCCAGUCAUUUUUAAGGCUAAUCAAUCAUGAUAUUAAUCUGUUUUUAUUUUUAUUUUUUAGAUUUCAAUGGCUCAUGUUUUAAAGAGAUUUCCAGCCGGUGACGGCGGCUUCAUCCUUGAGCUGUUUCCACUAAAGACGAGGUAAGAAAUGUCCAUUUUAAGGCUUAAUUUCACACAAAACUGUGAAUUAAACCCUAAUAUUUAAAAUUUUGAUAAUAACUACCGAGCAGUUUCAACAAAUCUAUCAUGUUAAUGUAUGAAAUGCAGUGAAAUGUUAAAUUCAGGGUUUGACAUUAACUUUUUUCACAUGUUCUCCUAAGUUAAAAAAGUAAGGAGCACACAAAGAACUUUUAAUUUAUUUUUUAUGUGCACAUGUGCCCCUAAAUACAUUUUACAAUUCGCACAUAUCUAUUUUUAGUCGCAAACAUGAGUGAAACUGUUGAGCCCCGGAAUCACUCUCACUACUGGAGUAAUUCUACCUUCCUCUGUCCUCACUAACAUAACACUUCUACUAUAUUAAAGAGUAUUCUACCUUCCACCUACUACAUUCACUUUUACUUAAUUGCACACUGUAUACACAUGUACAUAUUCAUGUUUUCAAGUAUUCUGUUGAAGUCAUGUGUAUAUAUUGUUUAUAUCUGGUUUUCUAAUCUUUGGUCUCAUUCAGUAUUUCUUAUUUUAUGGUGUUUUACUGCACUGCUAUGACAAUGUGGAUUAAUUUAGUCAUUGAUAUGUUUGUUCAGCUGUAUGUUUGUACAAGGGGAUUUUAAAGUCUUGAUUUCCGCUGUGAUGACAUUAUUUCCUGCCAUUCGUAGUUUCCACCAGAGGUCACACCGACCAAAGACGGUUCAAUACUUCCUUGGAUGUCUGAGCGAAAUCGUUGAAUUCAAGAAACGUGUCUGAAAACAUGUCGUAGCUCCACAGACUAAGUUUAUCUCUGUCUCACCUUCAGGUUAAAGUUUUUUACUCCCGGGGCGCUUCUGUCCUGUUUGGGAACUUGAAAGUCUGUAAAAAUGGUAGGUAAUAUUUCUGGAUCACGUUAGUGUUGAAGUAUCUUCUCUGUCGCUGUGAUGAUGCUUUUUCCUGCCAUUCGUAGUUUCCACCAGAGGUCCCACAGACCAAAGAUGGUUCAAUACUUCCUUGGAUGUCUGAGCGACUUUAAUCAAAACUAAUGACAGUUGUUUUAAUUACAAUUCACUAAUCUUGUGAUUUAUCGUCAUUUUCAGGCUUGAAGACCUGCUAGAAGUGAUUCCUGGAUAUCUGCCCAGUCAAAGAGUCGGCGCCUCAUCGCCUGGUAAGAACUGCCGAGUUUCUAAAGUUGGUCUGAGGUGAUAAAGUUCGCUGUGAUGACGCUUUUUCCUGCCAUUCGUAGUUUCCACCAGAGGUCUCACAGACCAAAGAUGGUUCAAUACUUCCUUGGAUGUCUGAGCGAAUUUAAUCGAAACAAAUUACAGCUGUCUUAAUUUAUUUUCACUUCACUAAUCUUGUGAUUUAUCGUCAUUUUUAGGCUUGAAGACAUGUAAGAAGUGAUUUCUAGACAUCGGCGCCUCAUCGCCUGGUAAGAAGAUCUUCUGUUUGAGUUUCUCAAGUCUAGUUUAUCAGAGGUUAGGGCUGUCCUGAUCCAAUAUUGAUAUCGGAAAACAGUCCGAUAUGACUCUAUCUAAAAUGUCCGACUUAAACGCUCUGAUAAAAACAGUUAAUUCUGCUUCAGCGCUUCUGCACUAUAUGAGGUGACGGUGGUUCACACUCUGACACAGUAGGUGGCGGUAAUAAACCAACGCUGGUGCUGCCUGCCAAAGAAGUGCGCCCAGCUCCAGUAGAACUCAUGUAAUCACAACAACAACAGCGUAUGUGCUACGAGAAGAAGUGAUGUCGGCCGUGUGGCAGAACUUUUCCUUAAAGUCGGACAAAGAUGUUGCAGCUGAGUGCAAACUUCGUCACAUACAAGUUUCCCCUGGUGGCACGGAACAGGGGAAGUUUAAUACGACCAACCUCAUCGCAUAUUUGAAACAACAGCAUGAGGAUUUUCAAAAGAUCACUGAGGCGAGGACAAAUCUUACCUCUACCUUCCUCAAACAACUGAAACAUUUGCAAAGCGUGAAAAACUCCCACGGGACGGCAAAAAGGCCUUGGCUAUAACCGAAAAGAUCGCCCAAUUUAUUGUGCUCGAUGACCAGCCCAUGUCGGCGGUCAACAAUGUCGGAUAUAUCGGUAUUUGCCGAUAUUUAAGGCUGCAGUAUAGGUAUCGGAAGUGGAAAAAUAAUAUCAGGACAGCCCUAUCUGAGGUGAUAAAGUUCGCUGUGAUGACGCUUUUUCCUGCCAUUCGUAGUUUCCACCAGAGGUCAAACCGACCAAAGAUGGUUCAAUACUUCCUUGGAUGUCUGAGCGAAUUCUUGAGAGCUAAAAUUGACGACUGUGUUUUUGCGUCUUCAUGUCUCAUCUUUUAUUUUUUUAUGUCAUGUCCUUUUCAGGUCGGAUGAUGCUGUCCAGUCAGAGACCGCAGUAGCACCAACAGAAAUCAUCGCCUGGUAUGUAAUUCCUGAUUUGAACAAGUAUUUCUGUGUUUAGACCAUCAAGAGUUCGCUGUGAUGACGCUUUUUCCUGCCAUUCGUAGUUUCCACCAGAGGUCAUACCGACCAAAGAUGGUUCAAUACUUCCUUGGAUGUCUGAGCGAACUACAAGAAACAAAAUUUGUUUUCUCGUUUUUUUGUUUUUGUUUUUGUUUUUUAAUUCAACGUUUUAAUCUGUAAUCAAUAUUUUGUCUUUAGGGUUGGAAACUGCCUUGAGAAUUGCUGUCCGGUCGUCUCUGGCGUCCGUUUUUACCUGGUAAGUCGUUGGCUUUAAAAAGUGUCGAUUCGGUGAAGAAAGUUCGCUGUGAUGAUGCUUUUUCCUGCCAUUCGUAGUUUCCACCAGAGGUCACACCGACCAAAGAUGGCUAAUACUUCCUUGGAUGUCUGAGCGAAUCAUGUUUCUGGUUACGACCUUUUAACUUAAAAUUGUCUGUUAGCUAAUCGUCUUCUUUUUCUACAGGUACGCCAUGGAUGA